Fraxinus pennsylvanica is the source of this 7380-nucleotide messenger RNA. The record is from the annotation of a GenBank genome assembly. NCBI's taxonomy places the organism in Eukaryota, Viridiplantae, Streptophyta, Magnoliopsida, Lamiales, Oleaceae.
AUGGUUAUGAUUAAUUUUAGGGCAUGUCGCUUAUGCAGGUGCAUUGAUGCACGAGUCCAUGGUGUUUUGGAAACAGUUGUGGUUGUCCUGGGAGGAGAGCAACUCGGUCGUAUGUUGUGUGAAGCAACUUCUCAAAUGGCAAUGUUUUGGAUCCAAUGGAGAGCUGUCCAGCAAGUGCCCUGUGCCAUUAUCAUAUGGUGGGUUGCUAUGAUGAUAGUGCAACAGUUGAAGAAUUUGCUAAAAGGUUGGAGUUCAAAGGGCCUAUUAUGUGGAGUAUUAACUGUCGAAAUUGAGCAUGUUAAUGUUGCCACCCUUGAGAAACUUGAGCAACAAGGGGUGGACUGCCAACCUAAAGCUUUAACAAUCCGAAUUAUCCAAGAUAAAUACCUUCAGAAGGUUCAUUUUUCUGAACGUGCAAUUCCACUCCCUGAAUUCAUGCAGGUAGCUGCACCACGUGUUGGAAUCAUCAUGGGCUUGGAUUCAGAUCUUCCUGUUAUGAAGGAAGCUGCAAAUUUUGAGUUUGAUGUGCCUACUGAGGUAAGAGUAGUUUCAGCACACCGGACCCCUGAAAUGAUGUUUUCUUAUGCUCUCUCUACUCGGGAGCGCGGUAUCCAGGUUAUCAUUGCCAGUGCUGGUAGUGCCGCUCGUUUGUCAGGCAUGGUUGGUGCAUUGACCCCCUUGCCUGUGAUUACUUGCUUCUACAUUAGAUGGACUCGUCUCCCUCUUGUCAAUUGGUCAGAUCCACACUCCAAAGCCUCUCAACUUUCGCCCAGCAGUCCCCCGCCACUACCACGUGGCGAAGCUAGGUGGUCUAUCAAAGACUUUGAAGACGCUUGUGAGGACGGAGGGAAGAUGGAGAAGGUGAUAGAGGAGGCUAUUUUGUACUUCGUUGCAGAUAGAAGAAUAACUAUUGGUAUUAGAGGGCCUGACGGUGGAAAUUUCUUCAUUUGCAACAAGAGCAGAGACAGAUCUUAUCAAUUUGUACCUGUAAAUUAUCUGCUUGAUGUCGACAACAUUGUAGACAGUACUACUACUUUUGGUUGUGAUGAUGGAUUUGGGGUGAAGGUGACGGUGGUAGUUGUGGAUAUGAGACCGGGUGGCUACACCCCUGGGUUAGGGGCACAUGUUGAGUGUGUUGCAUUGAAAACUGAAAUCCUAGGACUGAAGGGAAUGGAAGGGGAAGAGAAUAAGAAGAUGGGUUCAAAGAGAAAGUUGAAAUUGGUUGAAAUGGCAUUUGAUUCGGAUGAUGACGAGCCUAUUUUGUCAUUGCUAAAAUUAAAAAGUAGAAGGAACAAGAAAACUAAGUUGGGGUUGGAUGGUGGUGGAAAUAAGGGAAAAGCGAUCGAGAAAAUUGUGGUCGAAGAGGAAGAAUUGGGUGGCAUGGGUGAUACAUUGGCGAGUUUUAGGAGGAAAUUAAAGGGUCCGAAAAAGGAUGGUGGGUCUGAUGCAGUAGUUGAGCAACAUUUGGGUGAUAACACUGUGGAGUCCUCAGGUCAGUCUUUCAUAGUAUCUGCAGAGAAUGACUCUUUGGGUGAAAAGUUGUUAUUGGAGGUUGGGGGGAAAAAUCAGGUGACCGGUAUUGGUGGAUCUGAUGGGGAUGGGACAAUUGGCAAGGCCUGUGAGGUGACGCACAAAAAGACAAGCGCAAAAUCCAAAUUUAGUUCAAGGGCAAACAAAGAUGGAAGGGAAUCUCUUGAUGGUUUGAAUGAUCAGAAACAUGGAAAUAACGCAUUACGGGAUGAGAAAGACGGUGCUUCGGGAGAUGAAUAUUUGGAAGAUUCUUUGUUUUCUUAUGUCCAAAAGGUUCAGUCAAGCAUGAUUAGGAAAUCCCAAGGUUCAUCAAGACUGAAACAGGGAAAGGAAACUCAAAUUUCUGAUGAUGGGUUGAUAUCAACUUCCGUUGCUGGCUCAGACGUUCUUCCUACACAUGUCUUGGUUGGGGAAUCAAGAUCUGCAUCUAAAUUGGUCAAUAAAUUCCCAGCUUCUGAUGAAAGUUUGCAUUCAGCACCUGUGAGGGAUUCAACCUUGAUCCAUCAGACUGCCGAUGAUAGUUUGCCUCAAGUCCCAGACAAUGUACAAGGUAAUAUUGAGACAAAUGAAAUAUUGAGAUCCAAUGAUGCCGAAGAUGAAGCAUCUCUCAAAGCAAUCUCUGAGAAUUCAAUUUUCAAUUCCGUGGUCCAUAGAUCCGAAUCCUUUUUUAGGGCAUGUUCUGGUAUGAUUACUAGAGUCCAAGAUGGUAAAAUCAAUUCUGAGACCAAUGAAAAUCGUGCUGUUUUAGCCGAGGAUGCACAUGUUUCAAAUCGUACAAUCAAUACAAGUUCUGCGAAUGCUAAGGACUGUUGUUUGCCUCCUUUUCAAGAGCCCGUGGUAGGGGUAAAACAUGAGAAGGAAGAUGAUUUAUCUCAUGAUGUUUCAAAGCUACCGGUUGCUUUGAAACAGAUAGAGAAAGGCCAGUUUGAUGAAGUUGUACCAGUAGGAGAUUCCAGUGACCACCUUGAUUCACAAUCGAAUGCAGUUCCAACGAGACAUAUCCCGAGUAUGGACCCUAAAAUUUCCUCUUCAGAUGGCGGAGAAGUUCCUGAGUUUUGUUUAGACGACAUAUCAUUUAAUAAGGAAUGUGACAAUACAUCUCUGCACAUGGUUAAAAGUUUUCCCCAUGAAAACUUGGAGCGGUCAACAUCACUGUCUGAUUGUGUGAGGAAGGUGGGAGAUGAUGUGAAAUCAGAUCAUCGAACUAAUUUUGACUUUAGUUUUAAUGAUUUUAGGCAAUUCCCAUCUCACUUGUCAUCAUCUGUAGCGGAUGUACCACAGGAGGAACGCAGAUCCAGUAGCGACAGUCUAACUAGAAUACGUGGUAAAUGCAUUGAGGAUUCAGAUAUUGCUUCAGUUUCUUCACAAGAGGAUGAUGGUCAAGUUUCUGAGGGUAGAUUAUCAGCACAUGGAGUCCACAAAUAUGAUGUGGCUUCCCGAAUAAAAUGUCUGGACGCAACCCAUAAAACUGGGAACGAAGAGGCCGAUGGGAUCUCUUCGCCAUCCAAUUUACUGGACCAUGAUGGAAUCUGUGUAGAAGAUAUAGAAUCCUUGGCUGAUCCUGAAACUAAAGAUAAUGGGCUAUCAGCUGGCCAGCGUACUGCUCGUAAUGCUAAAAAGCAUAGGCAUGGGGACAUGGCUUAUGAGGGGGAUGCAGAUUGGGAGAUUUUGAUGCACGAGCAAGGUUUUCUUGUUAGCCAUCAGGUUGUAGAUGGUGACAAGCCUUCUAAAGCAAGAGAAAAGUUUGAUUCGGCAUCGACAAUUGUAGAGUCUGAAAAUGGAAAGACAGCAGCUGUGUCGGCUGGGCUAAAAGCUCGUGCAGUUGGUGCUCUUGAGAAAAUCAAGUUUAAGGAAGUGCUGAAGCGCAAAGGUGGACUUCAGGAGUAUUUGGAAUGCCGGAACCACAUUUUGAGUGUCUGGAACAAAGAUGUCAGUCGCAUUUUGCCACUAGAAGACUUUGGAGUAUCUGAUAUUCCAUUGAUGGAUGAACAUCCACGCACUACUCUGAUUAGGGAUGUAUAUACAUUUCUUAAUCAACGUGGUUGUAUAAAUUUUGGAGUUGCUUCUGAGAAGGAUAAAACAGAGAACAACUCUAAUCAUAACUUUAAACUUCUAAAAGAGGAAAAGUUUCGGGAAAAUUCUGGGGCUCCUGUUGCAGAUUCUGAAGAUGGAGUUUCCUUUAUCCUUGGGAGGGUAAAGAGUUCCAAGACUUCUACUGUGGGAAAGAAUGAUAAUUUGUCUUGUGAUGAAAAACAAGCGGGAAAAGACAAAGAUGAGGAAUUCGCAAAUAUUCAAACCAAAGAAUUAUCUAUACCAGCUGUUCCUGAAAGAUGCUCCCCUGAUGAUUGCCAAGGAAAUGGUUACCCGGAUGCAAAUGCAAAGCUUCCUGAAGGUGUGAUUGAUUUGGAUUAUACAGGUUCUAUUCUUUCCAGUGAAGACGAGAAUGGUAGAACACUCCCUACUGUGUGUCCUGAUUUAAUAUCUUCUGUUGAAUCAGACAUCGGUGGAGCAGUAACUAUUAUGCAGUCAAAGUCCCAAAAAGUCGCUGCUCAAUCAUUGUCCUUAACUGGCGACGGGCUUAUACAUUGUGACUCUGAACCCAGGAAGAGAAUUAUCGUAGUAGGUGCAGGUCCUGCUGGAUUAACUGCAGCACGGCACAUGCAACGCCAAGGCUUUGAUGUUACAAUUCUCGAGGCUAGGAAUAGAAUAGGAGGUCGCGUGUUCACGGAUCGCUCAUCUUGCACAGUUCCGGUAGAUCUUGGCGCUAGCAUCAUUACAGGUGUUGAAGCAGAUGUAGCUACUGAAAGAAGACCAGACCCUUCUUCAUUGGUGUGUGCUCAGUUGGGACUUGAAUUGACUGUAUUGAACAGUGAUUGUCCUCUUUAUGACACCAUAACUGGUGAGAAAGUUUCUGCACGUCUGGAUGAAGCCUUGGAAGCAGAAUUUAAUAGCCUACUUGAUGACAUGGUAGUGCUAGUUGCUGAGAAAGGGGAAUAUGCGAUGAAAAUGUCUCUUGAAGAAGGUCUAGAAUAUGCGCUCAAUAGACGUCGCAUGGCUGGUACUGGAAGGGAUCAAGUGGACAGUGAAUCGAAUAAAGUAUUGGAUACUCUCAUGGACUCUGGAAAGUUUGGUUUUGGUGUUGAUGAUGAAGUUAUUGAGGCUCAGGGUUCUAAAUCAGAGAUUUUGAGCCCUCUUGAGAGGAGGGUCAUGGAUUGGCAUUUUGCCAACUUAGAGUACGGUUGUGCUACUUUGCUUAAAGAAGUAUCACUUCCAUAUUGGAACCAGGAUGAUGAUUACGGAGGGUUUGGUGGAGCUCAUUGUAUGAUUAAAGGGGGUUACAGUAGUGUUGUUGAAUCUCUAGGAGAAGGACUUGGCAUCCACUUGAACCACGUCGUAACAAGUAUUUCAUAUUGCACGAAGGAUAGCAGGACUAGUGAUGAACUCAGUAGCAAGGUUAAAAUUUCAACAUCAAAUGGCAAGGAGUUUCACGGAGAUGCUGUCCUAGUCACGGUGCCACUUGGCUGUCUGAAAGCAGAAACCAUCAAAUUUUCACCACCAUUGCCCCAAUGGAAAUAUCUAUCCAUCAAGCGGCUUGGUUUUGGUGUUCUAAAUAAAGUUGUGUUGGAGUUUCCUGAAGUAUUUUGGGAUGACUCCAUUGAUUAUUUUGGUGCCACUGCUGAGGAUACAGAUCUCAGGGGAUGGUGUUUUAUGUUCUGGAAUGUCAAGAAGACAGUUGGAGCACCUGUUCUUAUAGCGUUAGUUGUUGGUAAGGCUGCCUUAGAUGGUCAAAAUAUGAGCCCUUCUGACCAUGUUACACAUGCCUUGGUUGUUCUCCGCAAAAUUUUUGGGGAAGAACGAGUUCUUGAUCCUGUUGCAUCUGUAGUGACCGAUUGGGGAAGGGAUCCUUACAGCUAUGGUGCUUACUCCUAUGUUGCAGUGGGUUCCUCAGGAGAAGACUAUGAUAUUUUGGGCAGGCCAGUGGAGAACUGUUUAUUCUUUGCUGGUGAAGCAACCUGCAAGGAGCAUCCUGACACUGUAGGUGGUGCAAUGAUGAGUGGGCUUCGAGAGGCUAUACGUAUUAUUGAUAUAUUGAGUACAGGAACUGAUUAUACUGCAGAAGUAGAGUUCAUGGAGGCUGCAAGGAGACGUUCUGCCAGUGAAAGGAGUGAAAUAAGGGAUAUUAUCACGAGACUUGAUGCAGUGGAACUAUCAAGUGUUCUGUGCAAGCAUUCUUUGGAAGGGACCCCAAUUUUGACCAGGGGUAGUCUGCUACGGGACAUGUUUUUCACUGCAAAUACUACAGCUGGACGAUUGCAUCUGGCUAAAGAGCUGUUAAACCUUCCUGUUGGAUUUCUCAAGACUUUUGUUGGGACUAAAGAAGGACUAAGCACGCUCAACUCAUGGAUUUUGGAUUCCAUGGGGAAAGAUGGAACUCAGCUCUUGCGUCACUGUGUCCGUCUACUUGUACUUGUCUCAACUGAUUUACUUGCAGUCCGCUUAUCAGGUAUUGGAAAAACUGUAAAAGAAAAAGUCUGUGUACAUACCAGCCGUGAUAUACGCGCCAUAGCAAGCCAGCUAGUAAGUGUGUGGGUUGAAAUUUUCCGUAAGGAGAAGGCAUCUAAUGGCAGACUGAGAUUACUGAGGCAACCAAAUACUCUGGACUCAUCAAAAAGCAAGUCUUCUGUAGUUUCAGGAAAGCCUCCUCUGUUCGUACCUAAUGCUGCAACAGAGGGCAAAGGAAGUCCUAAAGUUUCUGCAUCUGCCGGCCACCAGUAUCCUUCAAGUGCAAGCACUAAGAAAGUGAGCAACAGACCUGUCAAAGCAGAAUCAAGAUUUGACUCAAAAUCAGAGGUUAAAUCGUCAGCUUCUCAUGGUUCAGUAGGAAGGCAAAAUGCCAUGGAGAAGGAAAAUGGAGAUAUUCCCAUGACUGAAGAGGAAAAGGCUGCCUUUGCUGCUGCCGAAGCAGCCCGUGAAGCAGCCCUUGCCGCUGCUGAGGCGUAUGCUUCUUCUGGUGCCGUGUAUAACACCUCACUGCAGCUUCCUAAGAUACUCUCAUUUAACAAAUUUGCUAGACGGGAACAAUAUUCACACAUGGAUGAGUCUGAUUGUAGAAAGAAUUGGUCUGGAGGUGCAACAGGAAGGCAAGAUUGCUUAUCUGAAAUAGAUUCUAGGAAUUGCAGGGUAAGGGAUUGGUCGGUUGACUUCUCAGCUGCUGGUGUUAACCUUGAUAGCUCUAAAAUAUCCGUUGAUAAUCGUUCCCAGCGGAGCCAGUCAAAUGAGAUUGCAAAUCAUUUAAACUUUAAAGAGCACUCUGGGGAAAGUGUAGCUGCAGACAGCAGUAUAUUCACAAAAGCAUGGGUUGAUAGUGCUGGUAGUGUAGGGAUAAAGGAUUACAAUGCUAUUGAGAGAUGGCAAUGUCAAGCUGCUGCUGCAAGUUCUGGUUUCUCUCAUGGGACAAUGCACAUUACAGAUGAGGAGGAUUCAAACAUGAGUUCAAAAUUACGUUUGUCGAAACAUGAUGCACGAGCCAAUGAGAGCUCUGCUUCGCACAUCAUAGUGAACAAAGAAAAGAAAGACAAUGAACCUAGGGGGACAGAACGUAUUAAACAGGCUGUUGUGGAUUAUGUAGCAUCACUGCUCAUGCCUCUUUAUAAAGCAAGAAAAAUUGACAAAGAAGGUUAUAAGUCAAUAAUGAAGAAAACUGCCACAAAGGUAAUGGAACAAACUACUGACGCCGAGAAAGCUAUGGCUGUUUUUGAGUUUCUUGAUUCCAAACGUAAAAACAAGAUUCGAGCCUUCGUGGACAUGUUGAUUGAAAGACACAUGGCAACAAAGCCAGGCAUAAAAUAG